Diachasmimorpha longicaudata is the source of this 1374-nucleotide messenger RNA. RefSeq names its product nurim homolog. NCBI's taxonomy places the organism in Eukaryota, Metazoa, Arthropoda, Insecta, Hymenoptera, Braconidae. Gene Ontology annotation, cellular component: nuclear membrane. The transcript has 4 exons. The record is from RefSeq and is a predicted model, not a curated record. Bases 355 to 1098 code for a protein of 247 amino acids.
AUUUCACCUGUCAUGUUUUUUUAACAUAAGGACGAUUUUAGAUGUCAAGUCAAAGGAUAAAAGGAAUAUGGCAUCUAGCAGACAACUUCAUGCGGCAGGCGUGCACUCACUCGUCCGACCUGAACUGUUCGCAGUUGACUUCAAGUGAGUCGUCAGCCGUCUUUUGACACAACUUGUCGGCUUUCUCCGGGUUUUCUUUAUUUACAUAACAAAAAUCUUGUAAUUCCGGUUGUAAAGAUGGAUCCAUCUCCUCCUGGAGUUCAAGAAUACUUCAGCUAUUAUCAAUAGGUGAUCAUUCGCCACAAAUGAACCAUAAUUAUUCGCAUUGGACACCUUGAACAGCUCAUUGCAAAUAUGGGGUCGAGUAUUAUCGGUUUGUUGACGAGCUCCACCAGCUUCCUCUACACAUUUCACGUGCUCUAUAAUUUCAUGUACUUCACGUCUUGCCAGAGCUACGAUAAGAACAUUCUUGUUAAAAAAGCCUCCACAGAUGAUGAUUUAUACCUCACGAGCCUCUGGAAACUCAUGAUAAAUACCUCUCUCUUGAGUGUAUUCAUGCUUCAGCACUCGUUCAUGGUCAACAAAACUGUCAAACAUGUCUACGAUAAAUUAUGCAUCCUGGAACUGGAGAGGAGUGUGUACAACGCAGCUAGCGCAGCUGCUUUGCACUUGAUAAUGAAAAAUUGGGAGGUGAUACCAUCGAUUUCGUUGUGGCAUAUCGACACAACUGCCAGCAACAAAUUGUGGCUAAUGUUCUCUGGAUUUCAUCUGUUGGCCUGGUUUGUCAUAUACAGUGGAUGUGUUAUGCUCGAUAUAUCCGAGCUCACCGGCCUCAAGCAGGUCUGGUACAAGAUGUCUAACAGGCCUUGUCCAAUGUCAACAAAGUCCAGGGAAUAUCAACGCUAUCUUCUCCACAUGCGACACCCCAGCUUCACUGCAUUUCUUAUUAUUCUCUGGGUUCAUCCUCUUAUGACAAUCGAUAGAUUUCUCAUGGCAUCGAUAAUCACUGUUUAUAUGCUGAUAAUGUGGGCCAUUGAUGAAAAAGAUUAUUACUAUCACGCCAUGAAUGUCGAUAGAAAACGACGAGAGUUAUCCUGAUUCAAAGAUUUAUCGAGUUAUUCGUUGCAUUAUGAUUUUGGAAAGAAAGGAACGGUGUAGACUGGCUUUCAUAACUUCAUAAUUUCGGAAUGUGUUCAAAGAUGAUUCUUCUUGUCAUAUUGCUUAAGGAUUGGGUGAUUGUGCCUUUGUAAAUAGACAAAAACGUUUAUACAUAUUUAUGUAUGUAUUUAUCAUCUGGAGUCCUAUUGGAGAAGAGAUGAUUUAUUAAUCGAUAUGAAAAACUUUGAGUUGCAAUAAAUGGUUGCUAACAAUUAA